Molecule: messenger RNA, 3779 nt
Organism: Epinephelus fuscoguttatus (brown-marbled grouper)
Lineage: Eukaryota; Metazoa; Chordata; Actinopteri; Perciformes; Serranidae
Product: polyunsaturated fatty acid 5-lipoxygenase-like
Exons: 19
Coding region: 304-2697 (797 amino acids)
Biological process (GO): linoleic acid metabolic process; lipid oxidation
Molecular function (GO): oxidoreductase activity, acting on single donors with incorporation of molecular oxygen, incorporation of two atoms of oxygen; metal ion binding; protein binding
Source: RefSeq, a predicted model, not a curated record
UACACCACUGCUUCCACUUUUACCCUGUAUUUGAUAUCUUACUUUUUAGAACUGAACACAAUAAAAGAAUGUCGAUGUUAUUAUUUGUAGGCUGCAAAGGAAACUCUUUUGUUAAACUAAACAAUACAAUACCUGAGAAUAUCAAGAGUGGAGUUUCUUUGCAACAGCUGAAUUCAAGGAUUUACUAUGUGCAGUAAUACUUGUCCAGUUCAUCAGAAGAGCUGAUUGUUUACUAUAACUGACCAGACACUCCCACAAAACCGUGUAGUCUAUAUAAAAGGAGGAAUCAGUGAGGAAUAUUUUAUGAAAACAGCAGUUCAUCAAAGGAACUUCUUGGUCUCAUUAACAGUUAACACAACCAGUGCUGCGGCUCGCCCCACUAGGAUUCUUCUGUUUUCCAGAGUGAAAAUGGUUGAUUAUCAAGUGACCUUGUUCACUUCCUAUCUGGAUGAUGCCGGCACUUGUGACCAUAUCUUCAUUAAGCUGGUGGGAGAGGAUGGUGAGAGCGAACGCACAAGGGUCAUGGGCUCCAAGGGAGCGUCAUCCUUCAUCAGAGGAGCAGUGUCUACUUUUACUGUGUCCUGCCCUGUCUCCAUUGGAAAGCUGGUCCUGAUAGAGCUAGACAAACAGCCUUCCCAAAAUCCGGACAAGUGGUUUCCCACCAAGGUGGAAGUGAAAUCUCCCGAGGGAGACACCUUCAAGUUUCUCAUCUGCCGAUGGAUCACUGACAGCGAGGUGCAUUGCUUCGGAGAGGGAAUAGAGCCAGGCAAACAGCCGUUCCAAAAGCCAGACAUUGGGUUCCCCUUCCCUGCAGGAGACACCUACAACUAUUGCCGCAACAUUGACAGCGAGGUGCAUCGCGUCCUCUUCAGAGAGGGAAGAGUACCUGCUAGAAUGCUGUGUCUUCUUGGCUAUUAUUUUGGAUUGGACCCGGACAGGAAUCUGCGACAUCGCCUGGCUAGCCUGUACCUGGCACGUCUACCUGGUUACAGGGAGAACUGGCUUGAUAUUGAUGACAUCAGGAGGAUAUUUUGGUGGCAAAGCUUAUCAGAUCUAAUAGUUAAUUUUUGGACCUAUAUUUCUGGAAGCCAACCGGACAGGAAUCAGCGAGAGAAGGACUAUCGCUGGUAUGAGCAUACAAAGGGAAUACCCCACUGCAUGAAGGCAGAAAACCUCUCUGAUCUGCCUUCUGAGGUCCAGUUCUCCUUCACCAAGAAGGCAGGGUUUAAGCUCACUGCAGCUGUUGGGCUGGCUGAGCUGAAAGUGAAGGGACUGGCUGAUUCCAGGAAGAACUGGACUUGUAUUGAUGACAUCGAGGGGGUGUUCUGGUUCAACCGGACUGACAUAUCAGACUAUGUCCAGAAACAUUGGAAGGAGGAUGCUCUUUUUGCCUACCAGUUUCUAAAUGGCGUCAACCCCAUCUUGAUCCGACGCUGUUCAGCUCUGCCUCAUAACUUUCCUGUCACUGACGACAUGGUCUUCCCCAGUGGUCAGUUCAGCUUGGCAGAUGAAAUGGAGAAAGGCAACAUAUUCCUGUGUGACUACAAGCGUUUGGAUGGACUGAAAGCAAACACCAUCCAUGGGAAGCAGCAGUACUUGAUGGCUCCCCUCGUCCUGCUUCACAAAACACCUGAUAACAAGCUGAUGCCAGUUGCUAUUCAGCUGAAGCAGACUCCAGCAGAAGACAACCCCAUCUUCCUUCCUACUGAUUCUGAGUACGACUGGUUGACGGCCAAGAUCUUUGUGAGAAGUGCAGAUUUCAACGAGCAUCAACUCAACGCUCACCUGCUGCGCACUCAUCUGCUGGCUGAAGUGUUUGCAGUGUCACUGCUGCGCAACGUGCCCAGGACACAUUCACUGUUCAAGGUCCUUGCAGCUCACACUCGCUACACUCUGCAUAUCAACUUCUUGGCGAGAGAUAGUUUGAUAUCCGAGACUGGAGUUUUCACAAAGUUUGCAGCCACUGGUGGAGAGGGUUUGGUGACACUCCUGCAGAGAUCACUGUCCUCAGUGACCUACACCUCCCUCUGCAUACCAGACGACAUCGCUGAGCGUGGGCUGGAGGACGUGCCGAACUUCUACUACAGGGAUGAUGGACUCAAGCUUUGGGAUAUCAUCCACAGGUAUGUGCAGGGAGUGCUCAGCUUCUACUACAAGAAUAAUGAUGAGGUCCAGAAAGACGACGACCUGCAGAGGUGGAUUGGGGACAUUUUUGAACACGGAUUCCUUUCCCAAGAAGGCACAGGAAUUCCACAGAGCUUUACCACCGUGAAAGGGUUGGCCAAGUUUGUCACCAUGGUGAUCUUCAGUUGCUCAGCACAACACUCUGCUGUGAACGCUGGACAGUAUGACUAUGGAGGCUGGAUGCCCAACACUCCCAUCUCCCUGCAGCGUCCUCCACCAAAAACAAAGGGGACAACAAGCGAGGCCACGAUGCUGCAGACAUUACCUGACAUGGGCACAACGGCUAAUGGAAUGGCCAUCAUGUGGUUACUCAGCAAAUCAUCCUAUGACUUUGUCGGUCUUGGCAAGUCUCUGGAGGGCCAUCACAGUGAGGAGAUUCCCUCCCAAUAUGUAAAGGCUUUUCAAGGAGAGCUUCAAACAUUAAGCGCACGCAUCAAAAUCAGAAACAUUGGUCUGGAGGUGCCAUACACAUACCUGGAUCCAGCUGUGAUAGAAAACAGUGUGGCCAUUUGAAUAUCAGAAGGUGUGACCCUCUCAGCUGUUUCAGCCAAAUACAGCUUCAUAUUAACAAAAAUGAGAAAGGUAAAAUCUGCAUGCUCUGUUUUAACUGGUACUAUGGUGGAAGGAAGCUACUGCAUGUGAUCAUUUUAUAGUGAUCUGUGAUUUCUGUACAGCCUGAUUGAUUUUAAUGUGGUGAAAAUCUGGUUUAAAUCAUAAUCUACAUCUUAAAUCUUCUUAGUAUGUCGGUGAAUAUGCAGGGUCUCUUAUCAAACUCAGUUACUGUGGGGAAAAAUAUUAUUUUGCAUUAAGACUGUAACACUUUAGAAGCAAACUGUGCCUUAUGACUUACUGUCAUAAUGAAGUAUAAAUAAAUGUAGGUACCUAUGUUUUGCUUGAUUUACUGCAUGCUCUGUAUCUGUAUGUUAGAAAAAUAGGUGAGUAUUAGAGGACAAAACUUUAAAGUGAACUGUGUCUCUUUCAUCUCGUGUGAAAAACAAGUAUUUGUCACUCAGAACAAAGUAUGCUCAGUUUCAUGGAGGACAGGAGGUUCCUGUAACCACAGAAAGAGACAGUGCUUCAUUGACCCUGUGUUCCAUGAGGGAGGUGCUUCUUUCUGUCCUUGUCCUUGUUUUACACUUUUUAUAAAAACAAUUUCCCUCAGUUGCAAAAGUUGAAUACAAUAAGUGAAGCUGCUGCAUUGACAAGUUACAGUAUAAACACAUGUAUCAUCCACAAACAAAAUGUGACAAUCUGCAUGUGCUGUAGAAGGGAAAACAAACAUGGUGCAUAUUAAUGUAAAAGUAAUUUGGCUGAUUUGUCAUUGGAUAAUCACAGCAAAGCCCGAAUUAAACACAGGGCCAAACACAUUUGACUUAGCACAUUUAGAUGUCAGUUCUUAAUUAAUCGUACCUAUAUUCAGCACAUCUUCAUAUUAUAGAAAUUUGCUCUUAUUUUGUUAUGACGUGGCAUGAAAUGUUAAUCUGUGUGUGUGAAUUAAUCCAUUUAAUACUUUCUCUGGGUGGUGAUUUUUGAUCAAUACUUUCUACUGUCACUAAGGUCUACUGUAAACUUAAAUAAAGUACUGGUUAAGUCUA